UCUCACAGCCUCGUUCCAGGGUUGAGAUAUGACUCAAGCUGCAAAAAAUGCUGGCAGAUUUGUUUUCCUCUCCUUUCCCCGACGGGCGUUUUGUACCCUGAGAGGGUGGGCUGUGCUGGGAAAGGAUCCCAUCAGAGAAACACAGUAUGCUUGUUUGCGGGAGAGGAGGACGGGAAGGGAGGGGGGCUACGAUUUUUCCUGGAGGUGGUUGCUGAGCGCCCCUUCCCCGAGCCUCACCGCGGAACCAGGCCUCGGCCAAAGCGCCUGCGUCGCCCGCCAGCCAAAAUCCCCCGUAUUUAUGACAUUCCUGGCCUGCAUAAAAGGGCUGGAAGAGGAUCAAGAAUCCAGGAAUUGCAACACAUUUGUCCAUUUAAGCCCUGCUCUUCCCUCGCCUUUAAUGAGGCCUUUGUUCUCCUGGGCCGGAGACCGAAAGUCCAGUUAUUCUCGGGCGGAAUAAAGGGGCAGAUUCCAGGGGACGCGGCAGCCCCCAUCCCGCUUGGAAAGGAAAGCAGCCUGGCCGGGGAGGAGGGAGCCUGUCUUUGGGGACCUCCUCCCCCCCCCCCCGAUGCUCCCUUGAGACCCUCGGCGUCUGCUCAACUUUCCGAAGGGCGUCACCAGGCGCCUCUCCUCUCCUCGGCUGCCCAAGGGACUCCCGAGAGCGGAAAGCUGAUGGCGAGAGAUGGAACCGAAACCUGCCGUGGCAACCCGGGGGCUGCAGGGAUCCAGGUGCCCCCAUGCAGCCUGGAAGAUGAUGAGGUUUUCCUGGGCACCGAGGCGAGGCCCAGUGCCGCCCAAGCGGGUCCCUUCCGCCACUGCAGCGUGGAGGAGCUUUACGAACUGCUGGAGACGCUGGGCAGCGGACACUUCGGGGUGGUCCGGCGUUGCCAGGAACGGAGCACUGGCGUCUUCUACGCGGCCAAAUCCAUCAAGGUGCGGAAGCGCAAGGGCAGCCGGCUGGGGCUGGACCGGGAGCAGGUGGAGCGUGAGGUCUGCAUCCUGCAGCAGCUGCAGCACCCCAACAUUAUGCACCUCUACGACGUCUUUGCCAACCAGUCCGAGAUGGUGCUGAUCCUGGAGCUCAUCCUGGGAGGUGAACUCUUUGAUUUCAUUGCGGAGAAAGAGCUGCUCUCCGAGGACGAAGCCAUCGAGUUCCUGCAGCAGAUCCUGCUGGGCUUGGCCUACAUGCACGCCCUCCGGGUCGCUCACUUUGACCUCAAGCCGGAGAACAUCAUGUUGCUGGCGAAGGAGGCCCCGAACCCCAAGAUCAAGAUCAUCGAUUUUGGGCUGGCCCAGAAGCUGGAGGAAGGGGUGGUCUACAAAAGUCUCUGUGGGACCCCCCAGUACAUCGCUCCUGAAGUGAUCAACUACGAGGCCCUGAGCACAGCCACAGACAUGUGGAGCAUUGGGGUGAUCACCUACAUCUUGCUGAGCGGGAUGUCCCCAUUCCAGGGGGAGACGGAUGAGGAGACCCUCUCCAACGUGGUCUCCGGGAAUUACGAGUUCGAGGCCAAGUAUUUCAGCCAAACCUCGGAGAUGGCCAAGGAUUUCAUCCAGAAACUCCUGCUGAAGGAGCCCAGGGACCGAAUGACGGCCACUGAGUGUCUCCUUCAUCCCUGGAUCAAGCCCCUCACCCGGAAGCAGGCCAUGAACCGGAGCCGUUCCUCCAUCAACAUGAAAAACUUCCGUAAAUUCAACGCUCGCCGGAAGUGGAAGCUGUCCUUCCACAUGGUCUCGGCCUGCAACCGUCUCUGCCGCCUGCGGCUCCUGUGCCAGCAGCAGAAGCCGGACAAGGAGGCCAUGGCCCUGCGGGACUGCGAGAGCGACCAGGAAGACCAGCCCUGCAGCCCGGGAGUCUUGCUCCGCAGGCGUCGAAGCAUCUGCUCCUGAGUUCAGCCAGCCUCCGUCCUUCUGCCCAUGCUCAGAGGCCAGGGCGACCACGUGGGAGGAAAGACCCCUCCCGGAAGGAGGCAGCGCUUGGCUCUUCUGAGUGGCCAGAAAUGGGAGGCUGCUCAGCGCAGAGAGGGUGGGGUCCUUCCCUGUCCCACCAGCUGCUCUGGGGGGGCAGCCUCAGUGGGGUCCUGGAGGGGAAUGGAGACGGGGGUCCUGGGGGUCUCUGCUCUCCUUGACUCUGGGGUUGUGGGGAAAGGCCCUUUUCAUGCAGUGGGGAGGGCCCCUUGCUGCUCCCCCCACCCCACCAAACCCCCGGGCUCCCCCUGCAUUGUUUGGAGAACCGUCCUCAAGCGUCUGACCAAGAGCAGCCGGGAGCGACGGCCUGGCCGACUGUAACUUUUAAAAAAAAUAUAUACAUGUAUUUGUCAAAAGGGGAAAAGCCCCA
Messenger RNA from Notechis scutatus (mainland tiger snake), 2335 nucleotides. Its product is annotated as death-associated protein kinase 2-like. Gene Ontology annotation, biological process: intracellular signal transduction; positive regulation of apoptotic process; protein phosphorylation. The record is from RefSeq and is a predicted model, not a curated record. Gene Ontology annotation, molecular function: protein serine/threonine kinase activity; ATP binding. Lineage: Eukaryota; Metazoa; Chordata; Lepidosauria; Squamata; Elapidae. Gene Ontology annotation, cellular component: cytoplasm; nucleus.